Molecule: messenger RNA, 600 nt
Organism: Saprolegnia parasitica CBS 223.65
Lineage: Eukaryota; Oomycota; Saprolegniomycetes; Saprolegniales; Saprolegniaceae
Exons: 1
Coding region: 1-555 (184 amino acids)
Cellular component (GO): extracellular region
Source: RefSeq, a predicted model, not a curated record
AUGUCAUCGACGGCCAUGCCCCAGUGCUACAUCAGUCAAAUCACGCUCGCGCUUCAUCCGAUUUUCAGAGGAAGCGCCUUCGCGGAGUGCGCGGCCAGCCUCCAUGUCGACGUCGCAGCGAUUGCGAGCCCGACGACCAGCUUCACGGAAGGUCAAUUUUUGCGAUUCCACGCGAGCACCAACUGCGCCGUGGCUUACAACCAAAUGACGGCGAUGUACGCGCUCAUGUCGCCCGAGUGCUCGAUCAAAACGUCGCCCCGCCUCAUUACGACCGAGACACGAGCAAAGUUGACGUGGGACAGCCUCACAUUCGACAGCUACAUCUCGAUGUUUGGCAAUGUCGGUGCUCCAGAACCCACGGGCGUCGUCUCAGAAGUCAGACCGUCAACCCCGACUACCAUGGCUGUCAACGGUUCACGAGCCGGCAACAAUUCAUCCAACAGUACCAACAGCUCGGACGCUCAGUACAUCACGCCCACGCCGUCUCAAGGCAGCCGCAUAAGCGCUGUGACUGCGAUUUUCUCCCUCGUAGUCUUUUUAGUGGCCGUAGCGUAGACCAACGCUCAUCAACCCAUUGUACCUAGCGAUUUCACCAAGGCG